CUUACAUUAAUUUUAGACUGAUACUUGCAUCCUUCUGUUCAAGAAGCUUAUUGAAAAUGACAGAAUCCAGAUUACUUUAAGGUUAAUAGAGCGAAUAUGAAAAUAUUUCCUUAAAAGUAGGUUUUAUUUUCUAGAACGUUGAAAAUAUGAGUGGAGAGGAAAAAUGCAAAUGCAAUGAAGAAAAAGAGAUGUGUAUGUGACAAAUAUGGCAAUUUACUCCUAUACCUGGAGAACCUUACUGAAUUAAAUAAUAAUCUGACAAGGAGAAGCAAGCAAGCAGAUGGGUCUGGAAUGGACACGAGCUACACAUCUUGAAGAACAAGUUACAAAACAAACACCAAUGAAUCUGGUAUGGAAUAUUCCCAAAGCCCUACUAAGAAGCCUGAUAGCGGCAGUCUGCACUCAUCAAUGUUGGUACCAGAGAGCUCUGUGAUGAGGUGGACAAAGCUACAACACCCCCUACAGCAGGCCAGAGGCCUUGCCAUACCCCAUCCCAGUGAGAGGAGCAGAAGAGAGGUCCUCCAGGUAGAAGCCAGCAGUCUUCAUGGAAUUGUGUUAGUUGAAAAAACCCAGAUAAGUGAUCAAUACUUUCCAGCAGUGCAGAAAUUUAUUGUGCUAGAACUUGGAAUGACAUUGCUUCCAGUGGCCAAUCAGGAAGAAGCAUCUCAACUUAUUAUCCAGCUAGUCCAUGAGCAAAGUAAAGAUCAGACUAGUAACCCCUUUCUUCGUAAAAAAUGUUCCCAGCUACUGGAGCCAUCAAUACUUCGAACAGUCCAGCAGAUUCCAGGUGUUGGGAAAACAAAAGCUCUACUUCUACUACAGCAGUUUGUAAGCAUCCACCAGCUUUGCAAUGCAUCUGUCCAGGACCUCGAGCUAGUAGUAGGACAAGCAAUAGCACAACAAAUUCAUGCUUUCCUUUCACAGACAAAGUGACAUUAGCUCAUUAAUAUCUCAGACAAAUGUGAGGGCUUUCCUCUUUGGAAGUGGAAAGUAAUCUCUGAGUUUUAUGGGUGGAAUUGUUUUUAUAGAACAAUACAAGCAUGAAUUCCUAUGUUGAGGGCACCACUGUCACUUGCAAUCAGCAACUGAAAGGAGAUGAGCAGGGCUCUUGAGAUUUCAGCCUUCUCCCUAUGUUAUAGAUCCACCCCCACCACCUGUUAUUCCCCCCCAAUAUAAACUCUGCUUACAUUGCCAGAUCUUCUGUGGAUGUUUGUCUGUAUAUCUGCAUUUACAAGUUCGGAUCUGGCCUUUUAUAUUUAGUGUUCUGAGUUCAGUUUUAUGGUGGUUGUCAAGGAAUCAUUUGAGUUUCUCAUUGUGAGUGAGUUGUAUUUUAUUCUGUUGUAUCUGAGUUCUUGCUUUUUUUUUUAAUUCUGUAAACCUCAUUUGGGCCCAAGAUUAGAUGCCUUUUUGGUCAUGCCAUUUUGUUCUGUUCAUUUUAAUGGGUCUAGCAUAAGUAAAAGAUGUAAUUCUGAGUCCAUGGUUUAUUACUUUGGAGUAGGGAUGUUAAUGUACAAGGUUAAUCAAUGAGUUACAUGCAGCCCCCUCAUUCUGUAUCAGAGGCAUCAACAGGGGAAGCAAGGGCACAUGAAACUGGCACCCCACGCAUACCAGAUUCUGCUGAGCCGACUGACACGCCCCACCACCACCACCUCCACUCUGUAUAUUGCCUGGCAAUCAUGACAAGCAUUUUUUUAAAUUUCAAAUGGCUGAUUUCAGUAAAUUAUGUAAAGCAAGAAGUUUCUAAUCUAUUGCAAACCUCUAUUUCCAGGACUGGAUAAGAGCCAUAGAUAUCCUUAGAGCCUUGAUUAAAAAUUACUUUGGAGCUAAGAUCCUUACAUGUCAGACAGUUUUUGUGCUGCACACAAAAAUACCCUUUAUUUUUCAAAUACAAUUUGCUGUAGAAUUGAUGACUGAUGUAACUCCUAAUAGUUUUGAUCAUUUAAAAAUAAACUAGUUGAGAUGA
Messenger RNA from Pelodiscus sinensis (Chinese soft-shelled turtle), 1963 nucleotides. The record is from RefSeq and is a predicted model, not a curated record. NCBI's taxonomy places the organism in Eukaryota, Metazoa, Chordata, Testudines, Trionychidae.